Molecule: messenger RNA, 756 nt
Organism: Adineta steineri
Lineage: Eukaryota; Metazoa; Rotifera; Eurotatoria; Adinetida; Adinetidae
Source: the annotation of a GenBank genome assembly
AUGUUAAUAUCAAUGAAUGUUCGAUCAAUAUUGGGUGAUUUGUAUGAUCAGUCUUUUGAUUCAUCAUGGUGUAUUUUUUCAGGAUAUUUAGCUUCUGUGAUGCUUGGUAUGUUGUACAUGACCUUUGUAAAUCAGGCAUUCUAUCGUCUUAUUCGAAUUGCUUAUUUUCAAAAUGGACGAUUUCAAUCUUUAAAAUUAUAUAUAAUGUUACCUAUUAUAGAAAUAUUAAUGCUAACAUCUAUUUCUCUAUGUGUUUUUAUACCUUUGAAUGAAAUGAUAUAUUUACCAAAUGAUUACUUUUGUACUAUAUCAUUCACAAAUAUUCCUGGUGUUCUUUCGUCAGCGUUUGUUGUCUAUAUGUGUCCAUUUUGUUGUUUAUUAUUCAUUUAUAUACAUAUAACAAGAUUUAUUCAUCAGCAAGGAAAUACGCAAACAUUAGUAAUCAAACAAAGACAAGUUCGCGAUUUACUUAUUAUUCGACGUAUUUUAAUUAUUGUUAGUUUACUGCUUAUUCUUGGAAUGCCUGGAUUUGUUCUUGUAAUUAUGUUCAUAAUAACAGGUGAAGAACAUCCAUUACUUGUUCGAAUUUCAUACUUUCCAGUCAGCAUAUCUCAAAUGGGACUGAGUGUAGCAUUACUUUUUUCUAUUCCACAACUAAAAAAUAUUUUUCUGAACUUACGCAUAAUAAGCACAGUGAUGCCUGUCAAUCGAGCUGUACAAGGCACAAUACAAAUGAGAACGAUUGUCGGUACUUAA